AUGCACGACGACAACGACGGAAAAGGCCACCUACGCGUUGCAGAAGAUACAGUCUACCGCAAUGAAAUGCGCGAGCUCUGUCGCCGCGACUCGACCAUGUCCAUCCACAGCGAUCAUGGCCGAGUUGUCACACCGGGAAACUUGCUUCCCAUAACCUACCGCUCCUUCAAGGUUGACGACGCUGAAGCUGCCGGGAAAGCUGGAGGCAGCAAGCAGGAAAACGAGCAUCUCCGAAGCCUCGCCGAACUAGACUCGCACCUGAUCUCCGUCCAAGACCUGCAAUGCCGUCUGGGGAGCUCGCCCACCGGCCUGCAAGCCCACCAAGCCAGCCAGCGGCUCGUCAAGCACGGCCGAAACCAGCUCUCGCCCCCAUCUUCACCUUGGUUCCGCUUAACAAUGGGGUACAUCUUCGGCGGGUUUGGUAGUAUCCUCCUCGGCGGCGCCGUCCUGGUUUUUGUAGCGUGGAAACCGCUCGGUGACCCUCCAGCUGAAGCGAACCUUGCGCUCGCCAUUGUGCUGGUGGCCGUCUGGGCAAUCCAGGCCGCCUUCAACGCCUGGCAAGACUGGUCCUCGUCGCGGGUCAUGGCAUCCAUCACGACCAUGCUCCCGGAUCAGUGUAUUGCCAUGCGCGAUGGGAUGGUGACGUCCCUUAGUGCGCUGGACCUGGUCCCUGGCGAUGUGGUCCAAGUGAAGCAGGGGAAUAAACUGCCGGCAGAUAUGCGCUUUACACAGGUCUCUGCUGAUGCGAAAAUGGAUCGUUCAAUUCUCACGGGUGAAUCCGAGCCUAUCCACGGCACGGUCGAGUCCACACAUUCUAACUAUCUCGAGACCAACAACAUUGGUCUGCAGGGCUCGUACUGUGUCUCUGGGGCGUGUCUAGGCAUUGUCGUGGCCACGGGCAACGAAACUGUGUUCGGCCGCGUCGCCAGCCUCUCCAGCGGGCGGCGAACCAAGAUGACGCCCAUGCAACGGGAGAUUCUCCGUUUCGUGGUGAUUAUUGCGUCGCUGGUGGUGCUUUUUGUGACCAUCAUCGUCAUCAUCUGGGCUGCCUAUCUACGGCGAGACCACCCGGACUUCAUCAACGUCCCAGCCCUCAUAGUCAGCUGCGUCAGCGUCGGCGUGGCCUUUAUCCCCGAGGGUCUGCCGAUAGCCAUAUCGAUGGGUCUGACCAUUGCCGCAGGUAUUAUGAAGAAGAAUAAGAUUCUCUGCAAGUCGCUGGCGACGGUGGAAACUCUCGGCGCGGUCUCGGUCAUUUGCUCAGAUAAGACGGGGACUCUGACGAAGAAUGAGAUGUUCGUCACAGAUUGCUUCGUUGGCAGCAGCGACGAAUACACCACGGAGAAUCUGCUACGCAUGCCCGUCUCCGACUCGAUCGACCUCCUUCGCACCGUCGCCGGAGUCUGCAACGCGGCAGAACUCGAUGUCUCGACCAUGGACCGUCCUUUACAUGCCGUCAGGAUCUUUGGUGACCCCACAGACCAGGCGAUCCUGCGGCUCUCGCAGUCUCUCGGUCCGGUAAGCGAGUUGCGCAUGCAGUGGAAGACUGCAUUCGAGAUUCCAUUCAACAGUGAAAACAAAUUCAUGAUUCGCGUGGUGAGGUGGACUCUUGGAGCAGAGACGGGAGGAGGAUAUUUACUCAUCAAGGGCGCCCCGGACAUACUCCUACCAAGGCUCACCACUAACACCAACGGCAGGGAUCUCUCGCAGGGAGACCGAGGGAGGAUCGAGGCUGUCAAGGACCGAUGGUCAGCUAUGGGAAAGCGAGUGAUCCUCCUGGCGCAGAAGGCUGUCACGAACGAGUGGAUCUGCGACGUUCAAGCCUCGCGCAAUGAUAGAGCCGUGCUUCAGUCCGCAUUAGACGGACUGACGCUUGUCGGACUUGUGGCUUUGAUUGACCCCCCUAGAGACGAAAUCCCCGGCGUGAUCGAUACCCUGAGAAAGGCCUCCAUCCGCAUCAUGAUGGUUACCGGCGACUACAAACUCACAGCCCAAGCCAUCGCCAUCCAAUGCGGAAUCAUCACAACACUACCUUCACUCAUAGACGACAUCACCAGCCUUGACCACGACCAGGACGGCAAGGACGUGACACAUAUCCCGGGCACCACCAUCGCGAUUGUCCUUAGCGGGCCCGAACUCGCUCACCUCUCCGCCACGGACUGGGACCGCCUCUGCACAUACGAUGAGAUCGUCUUUGCGCGCACAACGCCCGAGCAGAAGCUGCGCAUCGUGCAGGAGUUCCAGGCCCGAGACCACAUUGUAGCCAUGACGGGUGACGGCGUCAACGACGCGCCGUCGCUCAAGGCAGCGGAUGUCGGGGUUGCGCUGGGCAGUGGCUCGGAUAUCGCAAUCGAGGCCGCGGAUAUUGUCCUGCUGGAUUCGUUUUCGGCCAUUGUCGAGGCUGUGCGGUAUGGGAGGCUUGUUUAUGACAACCUCAAGAAAACCGUCAUCUACCUCCUCCCCGCGGGGAGUUUCAGCGAGCUGUGGCCCGUGGUAACGAACGUCGUCCUCGGCGUCCCCCAAAUCCUCUCCUCCUUCCUGAUGAUCAUAAUCUGCUGUCUAACCGACUGCGCCGGCGCCAUCGCCCUCGCCUGGGAAAAGCCCGAAUCCGACCUCCUGCUCCGCCCACCCCGAGACCCAAAGCGAGACCGCCUGGUCGACACACGCCUCCUCGGCCACGCAUACCUCUUCAUCGGGCUAUACGAGUGCUUCCUCUCCUACGUCAUGGCUUUCUGGUACAUGCAGCGCAACGGCAUCCCCUUCACCGCAAUGGUCCUCCGCUACGGCGACUACGACGCGCACGACACAGCCCAGCUCGCCCGCGUCGUGAACUCAGCCUCCUCAAUCUACUUCGUCACCCUCGUCAUCAUGCAGUUCUUCAACCUGCUCGCCGUGCACACCCGCCGCCUUAGUAUCUUCCAGCAGCCGCCGCUCGGCAAUCCCGCCACGCAGAACCUGCUCCUGUUCCCGGUAAUGGUCUUUGCCCUGUGUGUUGUGUUUCUCUUCCUGUAUGUUCCGGACUUACAUGAUUCCCUGGCGACUACGACCGUGCCGGUUGAGCACUUCUUUCUCCCUGUUGCGUUUGGACUUGGGCUGUUGCUGCUGGAUGAGGGGAGGAAGUUUGUGGCAAGACGCUGGCCGCAGGGGUCCGUGGCGAGGGUUGCUUGGUAG
Aspergillus mulundensis is the source of this 3168-nucleotide messenger RNA. Its product is annotated as cation-translocating P-type ATPase. NCBI's taxonomy places the organism in Eukaryota, Fungi, Ascomycota, Eurotiomycetes, Eurotiales, Aspergillaceae. Gene Ontology annotation, biological process: intracellular sodium ion homeostasis; intracellular potassium ion homeostasis; proton transmembrane transport. Bases 1 to 3168 code for a protein of 1055 amino acids. The transcript has 13 exons. Gene Ontology annotation, cellular component: membrane. Gene Ontology annotation, molecular function: ATP hydrolysis activity; P-type sodium:potassium-exchanging transporter activity; ATP binding. The record is from RefSeq and is a predicted model, not a curated record.